Molecule: messenger RNA, 1084 nt
Organism: Oncorhynchus keta (chum salmon)
Lineage: Eukaryota; Metazoa; Chordata; Actinopteri; Salmoniformes; Salmonidae
Product: Kruppel-like factor 18
Exons: 3
Coding region: 1-945 (314 amino acids)
Source: RefSeq, a predicted model, not a curated record
AUGUACAACUACACAAGAUGCAGGUUGUUGUCGUCAUCAGGCAGGUUGUUGUCGUCAUCAGGCAGGUUGUUGUCGUCAUCAGGCAGGUUGUUGUCGUCAUCAGGCAGGUUGUUGUCGUCAUCAGGCAGGUUGUUGUCGUCAUCAGGCAGGUUGUUGUCGUCAUCAGGCAGGUUGUUGUCGUCAUCAGGCAGGUUGUUGUCGUCAUCAGGCAGGUUGUUGUCGUCGUCAGGCAGGUUGUUGUCGUCGUCAGGCAGGUUGUUGUCGUCGUCAGGCAGGUUGUUGUCGUCGUCAGGCAGGUUGUUGUCGUCGUCAGGCAGGUUGUUGUCGUCGUCAGGCAGGUUGUUGUCGUCGUCAGGCAGGUUGUUGUCGUCGUCAGGCAGGUUGUUGUCGUCGUCAGGCAGGUUGUUGUCGUCGUCAGGCAGGUUGUUGUUGUCGUCGUCAGGCAGGUUGUUGUCGUCGUCAGGCAGGUUGUUGUCGUCAUCAGGCAGGUUGUUGUCGUCAUCAGGCAGGUUGUUAUCAGGCAGGUUGUUAUCGUCAGGCAGGUUGUUGUCGUCAGGCAGGUUGUUGUCGUCAGGCAGGUUGUUGUCGUCAGGCAGGUUGUUGUCGUCAGGCAGGUUGUUGUCGUCAGGCAGGUUGUUGUCGUCAGGCAGGUUGUCGUCGUCAGGCAGGUUGUCGUCGUCAGGCAGGUUGUCGUCGUCAGGCAGGUUGUCGUCGUCAGGCAGGUUGUCGUCGUCAGGCAGGUUGUCGUCGUCAGGCAGGUUGUCGUCGUCAGGCAGGUUGUCGUCGUCAGGCAGGUUGUCGUCGUCAGGCAGGUUGUCGUCGUCAGGCAGGUUGUCGUCGUCAGGCAGGUUGUCGUCGUCAGGCAGGUUGUUGUCGUCGUCGUCAGGCAGGUUGUUGUCGUCGUCAGGCAGGUGUGGCUGUCGACUUUACGUUUUGACUUUUUAAUUUGGGCUUUUAACUAGUGAUUUCCUGACCGUAAUGUAGAGUCUCGUACAGGGUCUUUUUCAAUCCCAAAAUAAUUUCUCUCUCCGUCACCAUGCAAGUCUUUAGUAGACUUAUAGUGUUACGUCAGUGGAGGAAGGUC